Brassica oleracea var. oleracea is the source of this 1284-nucleotide messenger RNA. RefSeq lists its product as uncharacterized. The transcript has a single exon. The record is from RefSeq and is a predicted model, not a curated record. Bases 1 to 1284 code for a protein of 427 amino acids. Lineage: Eukaryota; Viridiplantae; Streptophyta; Magnoliopsida; Brassicales; Brassicaceae.
AUGUUAUUCAAGCUUGCAGCUGCUCACAACUGGAGUCUCACGCAAAUGGAUGUUACAAAUGCUUUUUUGCAUGGGGAUCUCGACGAAGAGAUUUAUAUGAGUCUUCCUCUUGGCUACACUCCGCCACCGGGUGUCAGUUUACCUCCUAAUGCUGUCUGCAAGUUGAAUAAGUCAAUCUACGGUCUUAAACAAGCUAGACGACAAUGGUAUCAUACUUUUUCAAGGGUGCUUCUCAGUGAUGGUUUUGAGCAAACUCACGCUGAUAAUACUCUCUUUGUUAAGCUUGUUGGUUCUAUUUUCAUUGCUGUCUUGGUUUAUGUGGAUGAUAUCCUCAUAACUAGCAAUGAUGAUAAGGCCGUAGAGUCUUUGAAGAAGGUUCUUCACAAUGCUUUCAGGAUCAAAGACCUUGGCGCCCCACGGUUCUUUCUUGGGUUGGAGAUUGCACGCUCGUCUAAAGGCAUUUCGCUAUGUCAGCGCAAGUAUACUCUGUCUAUCCUUGAAGACACGGGCUUACUGGGUUGCAAACCAAGUUCAGUGCCGAUGGAUCCUGUUGUUCACUUGAGCAUUGAUGAUGGAGUUCCCUUGGAGUCUUCUACUCCGUAUAGAGAGCUUAUUGGUCGCUUGUUGUAUUUGACUAUUACUCGGCCUGAUAUUACUUUCGCGGUCAACAUGCUCAGCCAAUACCUUUCUAGGCCAACUGAUCUUCACAUGACUGCUGCACACAAGGUCCUUCGUUACAUCAAAGGCAAUCCUGGUCAAGGAUUAUUGUUCUCAGCUUCGACUGAUCUUACAUUACAAGCCUUUGCUGAUGCUGAUUGGGGUACUUGUCCUGACUCUCGACGUUCUGUUUCUGGAUACUGUGUUUUCCUUGGAGGUUCCCUCAUCUCUUGGAAGUCCAAGAAACAAGAUGUCGUUAGUCGUAGCAGUACAGAGGCCGAGUACAGAAGCUUAGCAAAUGCGACCUGUGAUCUUCUUUGGUUACAUCAGCUUCUCACCACUUUCAAGAUCAAGGUCAAGCUUCCGGUUACUCUAUUUUGUGAUAGUAAGUCCGCUCUUCAUUUGGCGGCUAAUCACGUGUUUCACGAGCGAACCAAACAUGUGGAACUCGAUUGCCACACUACUCGGGACCGCAUGAAGUCUGGUUUCCUCAACACACUUCAUGUCACCUCCGCUAAUAACCUUGCUGAUAUUCUGACAAAGGCUUUGCAACCUGCUCCAUUUCGCUUCCUCUUGUCCAGAUUAUCAGUUUCAAGCCUUUAUCUUCCUCUUCCUGCUCCAGAUUAA